Messenger RNA from Colletotrichum graminicola M1.001, 1206 nucleotides. RefSeq lists its product as uncharacterized. The transcript is spliced from 4 exons. The record is from RefSeq and is a predicted model, not a curated record. Lineage: Eukaryota; Fungi; Ascomycota; Sordariomycetes; Glomerellales; Glomerellaceae. Bases 1 to 1206 code for a protein of 401 amino acids.
AUGGGCUUCAUAUUGCAAACCAGCGUCAUCUUCGCCGUCAUCUUUGGCGUGGCCUUGCAGCUUGUGCUCAAGGACCCUAUCUGGCUGGCCUUCGGCAUCGGCAAGACUAUCCAGCCUCUGUCCGACUUCCCCUACUCAUGCCGCCGCAUCGAGGAUCCGCGGCUGCAGGCAUGCGAGGACAUGUGGCUAUCCGAGGCGACGCGCCAGCUGUUCCUAGCUUGCUCCGACCCUCUGGCCCGCCAACAAUGGAUGCCCAACGCCGCCCAUUUUAACGCCUCGGGCCGCUCCACCCGGGAUGCCAUCGUUGUCCUAGACAUUGACAGCCCCAAGGACGAUGCAUUUGAGAUCCGUACUCUGUCCGACCCCGGAUUUUCUGGCACUGCAGGCGACGGCCUGCUUCAACUCGUGGGCUUGACGGGAAUUGAUUCGUCGAAGGGCGACAAGAUUCAGCUUUUUUUGGUCAACAACCGCCCUUCUGUCGAUCCUGUCACCGGCGAACUCCUCGAUCAGGCGAGCGUGGGUGCCAACUCCACGAUUGAGGUAUUCGAGACCGGUCCUCAAGCAGUGGGAAUGAAGCACAUACGCACCUUUGCCAGUGAUAACAUUUCUACCCCCAACAAUAUUGCGGCACUGUCUAGCGAUGCUAUCUACUUUACGAAUGAUAAAGGCGCCAGCAAAGUUGGCUUGAGAGCCCACGCGAGCCCCUUGCUAGGCCAAGGAGAUGUGUCAUUCUGCUCCGUCUCGUCGGGAUGCAAACGCGUCUCCGAGCGCCACCGAUAUCCCAAUGGCCUCGUUCGUGGCCGCGACGGCCUCAUCUAUGUUCCGAGCGCUAUGGCAGGAGGCAUUCAGGUGUACAGAGUCGUCCCCGAAGACGACGGGCUGCAAAGGGUAGCGGAUAUCCCCGUGCCAUACUCCAUUGACAACCUAUCAGUGGACGGCAAGGGCGACAUCUAUGCGGCUGUGUUCCCGCGUGGUAUUGAGAUGUUGCAGGCGAUCGAGGACCCGCUCAACGCAAAGCCCAAAAGUGCCGCUGUGCGCAUCAGCAAAGAGGGCGAGGGCGUCUACGUGUGGGAAAAGGUCAUUGAGGAUGGAGCAAGUGAGGUGUUGCCGGGGUCUACUGUGGUUGUCCACGAUGCGAAGACGGGAAGACUGUUCUUUGCUGGCAUAGUAUCGACAUUUAUCGCAGUCUGCGAGCCAAGGAACUGA